Molecule: messenger RNA, 2493 nt
Organism: Oncorhynchus nerka (sockeye salmon)
Lineage: Eukaryota; Metazoa; Chordata; Actinopteri; Salmoniformes; Salmonidae
Gene: krcp
Product: kelch repeat-containing protein
Exons: 12
Coding region: 365-2017 (550 amino acids)
Molecular function (GO): protein binding
Source: RefSeq, a predicted model, not a curated record
GAUACAACUCAACCAACCAUAACAUUUACAGUUUCAAGAGCAGAACUUGAAAUUCUGAACAGUUCUUUAAUUUGGAGACCGUUCAAUGUCCUUGAACACAGGAAUCUGAAUAUCCCGCCUAUGGAAUGCCUCAGUGGCCGGAGACCAUGUCUUCAUCCGACGCUGCUGAACCCAGCCGUCUGAUUGGCUUACACGGAAGGUGUCAAACUCCGAGAAGUGGCGCGGGUUUUGUAUUUUAUGCUCUACGGUGGCGGGAGAUGAGAAGUUCCACUACUUUUGAGAAUUAAUCAAAUUAGCUUAGUGGUUUGAGUUUAUUUCUAUCUCCAAAUAUCAAGCUUGCUUCGGGAGGAGAAGGACAACGCAAAUGGAUGAUUUUGGGGUCUACGUUGUUUUGGGAGUGAAUGAUGCGCCCCUAAAGCUCCUAUGUGCAAACGGGUCAGCCCAGUUUUCCGUUGCAGUACCACCGAGUUCCCAGCAGGUGGUGCUGUUUUCCAGGGGGCGAUGGGGAGACAGGAUCUGCGUCAACGCAGAACUCAACGACUCCGACAGAGUUCCAAUCACCAUAGGAAAACUGACACCUUAUAAUAGGUGUUUAACAUGGGAGCAGUGGGAAGAGGAGAGCUGGACAGAGGGAGUGAUGUUAACUGUCAGCUUGGAAGGAGGACACCUGGCCAAAGGGGAUAUGAUGAACCUUGACCUCACUCUGUCCAUGAAGGAGUACACCCCAGAGAGCGCUGGGGCCCCUUCCCCUGUUAGGGAGGGGAAGAGAAAGAGGGGACAAACGGGGGAAGAUGUUGAGGAAGAGAACAGAGGGAAGGAGAACACGUGUCCCAUCGAAGUGGUGUCGUCAUUUUCAGAGAAGUCAACCCCCCUCAGAAAGGUCAGAGGUCAGAGCAGAGGAGGUCAGACCAGACUGUUCCUCCAGAGUGAGGGUCAGGAAGGUGCGGGUCUCACCCCUCAGAACACUCCUCCACCGAGGGGCAAGGGUAGACCGGCCAAGACACCCACUACACAGACUGCCCCAUUGGUCAACCCGUCGGGCCGCUGGGGUCAGAGCCUGUGCCCCAUCGACCCCCAGACAGCCAUUCUGAUUGGAGGCCAGGGAUCCAGGAUGCAGUUCUGCAAGGACCCCAUGUGGAAGCUGUGCACUGAGGACAUGUCAUGGGUUCCCGCGGAGACGCUGGCAGAAGGCCCCACCCCCGAGGCCCGGAUUGGCCAUACUGCGACCUACGACCCUGAUUCCAAAAGAAUCUUUGUGUUCGGGGGUUCUAAGAACAAAAAGUGGUUCAACGACGUUCACAUCCUAGAUACACAGAGCUGGAAGUGGAGCACAGUGGAGGCCCAGGGAAAAGUACCUCCAUUAGCCUAUCACAGCUGCAGCAUGUUUCGGGGUGAACUAUUUGUCUUGGGAGGGGUGUUCCCUCGCCCUCACCCUGAACCCGACGGCUGCAGUGACUCCCUCUACAUCUUCGACCCACAUCUCUCCAUUUGGUACCAGCCCAUCGUCACAGGCGACAAGCCCGCCCCCCGCUCAGGUCACUCGGCCUGCGUUACCCAGGGGAAGAUCUAUGUGUUCGGAGGCUGGGACACUCCACUCUGUUUCAACGACAUGUACAUGCUUGACCUGGGACUGAUGGAGUUUUCAUCUGUUCAGACCAAUGGAUCACCUCCCUCUCCUCGCAGCUGGCAUGGUUGUGUGCUACUCUCUGACUGUACGUUUGUGGUCCACGGGGGAUACAAUGGGAACCAGGCCCUCAAUGACACCUUUACCUUCAACACAGACACCAACACCUGGACUGAACUGGUUCACCCACAGCUCUCCGUGUCCAGAGCUGGACAUUCCAUCAUCACCAUGGCGCUAGCCAAUCAAAACCUUUCAUUCAAGGAUGACGGCAAAGAAGGAAACUCCGACCGUACCCCCAAAACCCUGCUGGUAUUUGGAGGGGGCGACAACGAGGGGAACUUCUAUUCCGACCUGACGACCCUGACUGUCGCUGAACUGCUGGACCAGAAGUAAUGCUGUGUUCAUAACCAAUUGGGAAUUUACCCACGUACACCUGGGAAAAAUCCACUUGAAGGCCUCUCCAAAAGGUCAUUACUGGUGGGACACUUGUAUAUUAUCCCUGAGCUCCGACUUCUCUCACAUUCUGACCUCCCUUAAGUAAGGAAAUGACCCCAAUAACCGCAAUUUCGGCAGCUAAACGCAAUAACUAAACAUUAUUUAUAAAAAGCUAUCUAUUCAUGUUUUUUUAAUUUUUUUUACCACUAUCAUUUGUUUGUGAGCAUGAUAACAGUACUUAUAGUUUUGUGGUUGACGCAGCUUGUUUGCCAUUAGCCAAUCAAAGUUCAAACCAGUUGGAUUUAUUCACGUGCUAUUUACAUUUAAGUCAUUUAGCAGACGCUCUUAUCCAGAGCGACUUACAAAUUGGUGCAUUCACCUUAUGACAUCCAGUGGAACAGCCACUUUACAAUAGUGCAUCUAAAUAUUUUAAG